AGAGGCCGCCUCUGUGUUCACGCACGCUUUAAAACCAGCUCAGUUGUAAACAAUGACAGUCAAUCAUUUUGCUCGCUUGAUAAAAUCUUCCAGGCAGGAUGAUGUUGUUUGUCUCGCUCCUCACGCUAUGCUUAAGUGCAGUGUUUGCUGCUCCAAGCUUCAACCAGCAGUUAGACGAUCACUGGCACCUCUGGAAGAGCUGGCACGGAAAAAACUAUCAUGAGAAAGAAGAGGGCUGGAGGAGGAUGGUGUGGGAGAAGAACCUGAGGAAAAUUGAGCUGCACAACCUUGAGCACUCUGUUGGCAAACACACGUUCCGCCUGGGCAUGAACCAAUUUGGUGACAUGACAAAUGAGGAGUUCAGACAGGCGAUGAAUGGUUACAAUCUUGACUCCAGCCGAAAAUCAAAAGGCUCAUUGUUCAUGGAGCCCAGCUUUUUUGAAGCCCCCCACCAGGUUGACUGGAGAGAAAAGGGCUACGUUACUCCUAUCAAAGACCAAAAACGUUGUGGAUCUUGCUGGGCUUUUAGCUCAACAGGUGCAUUAGAAGGGCAGCUGUUCCGCAAAACUGGAAAGCUUGUUUCUCUGAGUGAGCAGAACUUGAUGGACUGUUCCAGGCCGGAGGGGAAUCAAGGCUGUGAUGGUGGCCUCAUGGAACAGGCUUUCCAGUAUGUUCAGGACAACAAUGGGCUGGAUACAGAAGAGUCGUAUCCCUACCUUGGAACGGAUGAUCAGCCGUGCCGCUAUGACCCCCGCUACAAUGCUUGCAAUGACACUGGUUUUGUGGACAUUCCCAGUGGUAAAGAACAUGCUUUAAUGAAGGCUGUUGCUGCUGUGGGUCCUGUAGCUGUUGCUAUUGAUGCUGCACAUGAAUCCUUCCAGUUCUAUCAAUCUGGCAUCUAUUAUGAGAAGGAGUGCAGCAGUGAAGAGCUUGAUCAUGGAGUCCUGGUGGUUGGUUAUGGUUAUGAGGGUGCUGAUGUUGCUGGGAGGAAGUACUGGAUUGUAAAGAACAGCUGGACCGAGAAAUGGGGUGACAAAGGCUACAUCUACAUGGCUAGAGACCAACAGAAUCAUUGUGGCAUUGCGACCGCUGCCUGCUAUCCCCUAGUGUAAGGCCACUGGACUGUUCUCUGCAUUCUGGAAAUGGCAGUAGUUGGCCUACUUUGUUUUAUUUAUUUUUUUAUUUUUUCCCCAUGCUGUUUUUAAUACUACUGUUUUGUUUUUUUUAUUAAAUAUUGUAAUACAUUUAGGACUUUUAAUAUGUGGCUUUCUUUAUGAACGCUUGCUGUUUUAAUUGUUUUAAAGUCACUUUAGUCUGGAUCACUGCCAGUAUAUUUUGUAGCAAGUUUCUUCUGUCACUUCUGUCAUGCAAGUAAUUUCAUCAUAUUUGACACUUACUCUUGUGAACAUGGCUCAUGUCGAGUGUUACAAGUAUGUGCUACUUGAACUGUAAAUGGAUAAAUAUUAAAUCUACUGGUAUAGAAAGUUA
Messenger RNA from Labeo rohita (rohu), 1488 nucleotides. RefSeq names its product cathepsin L, like (gene ctsll). Gene Ontology annotation, molecular function: cysteine-type endopeptidase activity. The record is from RefSeq and is a predicted model, not a curated record. Gene Ontology annotation, cellular component: lysosome. Gene Ontology annotation, biological process: immune response. The transcript has 8 exons. Bases 99 to 1112 code for a protein of 337 amino acids. NCBI's taxonomy places the organism in Eukaryota, Metazoa, Chordata, Actinopteri, Cypriniformes, Cyprinidae.